CUCAAAUAAACACAACUGACCACGAGGAUAACCACGCGAAUGUCAAGGAGUGGCCCCGCCUUAUCAUUAACUGACUUUAAACGCAAGCCUUUAAAGACUAUUAUGUAGUUAUGGAACAGACUACUAUUUUAUGAAGUGGGAUGAUGUUAACUGUGGUAGUAGUUCAUACCUGUCCAUUGCUCAAUGUUCCUACUCUACUUACAUUGACUAUGGUUGUGUUAACUCUAACAGUUAUGAUGCUACUGUAUACUGCUAUACCACAAGGAUAUGGAACAGUAAUCCAUAUGCUGGUAUGGUACGUCUUCAAGAUGGAGAUUAUUCUAAUGAAGGACGUGUUGAGGUUUAUUGUAAUGGACAGUGGGGGACAAUAUGCAGUGAUGGGUUUGACUCUACUGAUGCCAACACUCUCUGCAAGCAACUGGGAUAUGAUUCAUCCUCAUUCUUUCAUCUUUCAACUGAUUCAAAUGACAGUUUGCCUUUUUGGACUUCUAACAUGUAUAGUACAACAAAUGAUUUGUGUUUUAAAGAGCACAAUAAUUGUCCCAACACUUCAGUGACAAGUUGCUCCUUCUCCAACAGUGUAUCAAUCCAGUGCACUGAUGUUGCUGCGUUCACUAGACUUAAUAUUGAGCAAGAUACUUGUGCUAAAUUUCCUGACUUGCUUCAUGCUACAAAUGGAACAAUCAUACUUUCUCGUAAUAAUACAUCAUCAGCCUCUUAUUACUAUGGAACUGUUAGAGUGUAUGAUAAUGGAUGGGGUAAUAUAUGUGAUGACUACUAUUUUGAUUCAGCUGAAGCUAAUGUCAUUUGUCAUCAGUUGGGAUACACUGGAGCUUCAAGCUACUCUAGAGCUGGACUAACCAAUUAUGGUACAGACUAUCUUCGAAUGAAAUGGGAUGAUGUCAACUGUGGUGAUAGUGACUAUCUUUCUAUCUUUCAGUGUUCCUACUCUACUUACAUUGACAGUGGUUGUGUCAAUAGUAACAGUUAUGAUGCUACUGUAUAUUGCUAUACCACUAGGAUCUGAGAUAGUAAUCCAUUCUCUGGUAUGAUACGUCUUCAAGAUGGUGAUUAUUCUAAUGAAGGACGUGUUGAAGUUUAUUGUAAUGGACAGUGGGAGACAAUAUGCAGUGAUGAUGGGGUUGAUAGCUAUGAUGCUACUAUGCUUUGCAAGCAACUAGGUUUUAAGAACUAUUCAACUUUUUCCACAGUACCUAGUAACUCUAGUCAGCCUACAUGGAGUGACAGUAUGUA
This is a messenger RNA of Amphimedon queenslandica, 1254 nucleotides long. Its product is annotated as neurotrypsin-like. Gene Ontology annotation, cellular component: membrane. The transcript has 8 exons. The record is from RefSeq and is a predicted model, not a curated record. The coding region runs from base 131 to 1027 and encodes 298 amino acids. Lineage: Eukaryota; Metazoa; Porifera; Demospongiae; Haplosclerida; Niphatidae.